Nicotiana attenuata is the source of this 1086-nucleotide messenger RNA. RefSeq names its product alpha-galactosidase 1-like. Lineage: Eukaryota; Viridiplantae; Streptophyta; Magnoliopsida; Solanales; Solanaceae. The coding region runs from base 1 to 1086 and encodes 361 amino acids. Gene Ontology annotation, biological process: carbohydrate metabolic process. Gene Ontology annotation, molecular function: hydrolase activity, hydrolyzing O-glycosyl compounds. The record is from RefSeq and is a predicted model, not a curated record. The transcript is spliced from 14 exons.
AUGGAUUUAGCUCUAAUUAAUCUAUGGAGUAGUUGGAAUCAUUUUGGCUGCAAUAUUGAUGAGAAAGUCAUAAGAGAAACUGCUGAUGCCUUGGUUUCAACUGGUCUUGAUAAACUUGGAUAUAAUUAUGUUAAUAUAGAUGAUUGUUGGGCCGAACCUCAACGCGACGAUAAGGGAAAUUUUGCACCUAAAAAGUCCACAUUUCCUUCUGGAAUGAAAGCUCUAGCUGACUAUGUUCACAGUAAAGGUCUUAAGCUAGGAAUCUACUCAGAUGCAGGGUAUUAUACUUGCAGCAGAAAAAUGCCUGGUUCACUUGGUCAUGAGGAACAAGAUGCAAAAACUUUUGCAGCAUGGGGUAUUGAUUAUUUGAAGUAUGAUAACUGCAACCAUGAUGGAACAAAGCCAACUGCGCGAUAUCCUGUAAUGACAAGAGCUCUAAUGAACGCAGGACGGCCAAUCUUCUUUAGUCUUUGUGAAUGGGGUGACUUGCAUCCGGCGUUGUGGGGUGGCAAAGUAGGUAACAGCUGGAGAAACACGAUUGAUAUUCAGGAUACAUGGGAAAGCAUGAUUUCGCGAGCAGACCAGAAUGAAGUUUAUGCAGACCUUGCGCGACCUGGUGGUUGGAAUGAUCCUGAUAUGCUUGAGGUGGGAAAUGGAGGGAUGACAAAGGAUGAAUACAUUGUCCACUUUAGUCUCUGGGCGAUUUCAAAGGCUCCCCUUAUCAUCGGUUGUGAUGUGAGAAACUUAUCAAAUGAUACCAAAGAAAUACUUGCCAACAAAGAGGUCAUUGCUGUGAACCAAGAUGAAUUAGGUAUCCAGGGCAAAAAGGUUAGAAUGCAAGGCGAUCUCGAGGUGUGGGCAGGGCCUCUAUCAGGCUAUAGAGUAGCUCUAUUGCUUCUCAACCGCGGCUCUACUAAACUAGAAAUAACAGCUCUCUGGGAAGACAUUGGGAUCCCUCCUAACAGUGUUGUAGAAGCAAGAGAUCUUUGGGAGCACAAGACAUUGAAGACAAGAUUUGAAGGGAAUUUGACAGCAACAGUGAACUCUCAUGCAUGCAAGAUGUAUGUAUUGAAGCCUAUUGCUUGA